GAGUGCAUAAUGAAGGCAUUCAAGGAAGUCCUGACCAAGAAUUUCUUGAGGGCGAUCUGCGGGGAGUUCCUGGCAACCAUGCUCUUCCUCCUGCUCAGCUUGGGCUCCACUGUCAACUGGGCGGAUUCCAAGGACGAGCCGCAGGCCUCCACCCGCGUCCUGAUCUCGCUCUGCUUCGGGCUGAGCGUCGCCACCAUGGUGCAGGGCUUCAGUCACAUCAGCGGCGCUCACAUCAACCCCGCUGUGACCGUGGCCAUGGUCUUCACCCGGAAGGUCAACCUGGUCAAGACAUUCUUCUACCUGCUCGCCCAGUGCCUCGGAGCUGUAGCGGGCACCGCCAUCCUCUACGUGGUGACGCCCAAGACAGUGAGGGGUCACUUUGGAGUGACUGCGAUCAGCUCCGACCUCACACUGAUCCAGGCCUUCAUAGUGGAGAUGAUGAUAACGCUCCAGCUGGUCUUCACUGUGUUCGCCACCUGUGACCCCAAACGGGGCGACCUCAAGGGCUCCGCUGCUCUGGCCAUCGGCUUUUCUGUAUGCGUCGGCCACCUGUUUGCGAUCCAGUACACUGGAGCCAGUAUGAACCCCGCUCGCUCCCUUGGACCUGCAUUUAUCACCUGGAAUUGGGUGGACCACUGGGUGUACUGGGUGGGUCCCAUUGUAGGCGGAAUCAUUGCCGGCAUACUCUACAAGUACCUCUGCCUUGCCAACCUGGACCUGAAGAAAUACAUGAGGCAAGCCUUCUCCAAGGACACCUCCGAGAAACACCACAAGGAGGAGGAGGCGGACUGUCACCACAUAAUCGACGUGGAGAAGGUCGAGAGCAUUGAGCCAGACGCAUUCCUGAUUUUAGAUACAGAGAAGCCAGAGCUCUGUGAAAGGGAGACUUUCAAUGCUAUUGACGUGAAGGGGGACAGAAAAAAGGAUGCAGCUUGCCACUGCGCCAUACACAUGGAGGAGGCUGAGAAGAAGCCUGAGAGGAAGGACUCAUCUGAUUGUCCUCAGUAUGAACUCAAAUUAAAGUUCUAG
This is a messenger RNA of Megalops cyprinoides (Indo-Pacific tarpon), 1029 nucleotides long. Its product is annotated as aquaporin-4-like. Gene Ontology annotation, molecular function: water channel activity. The coding region runs from base 10 to 1029 and encodes 339 amino acids. NCBI's taxonomy places the organism in Eukaryota, Metazoa, Chordata, Actinopteri, Elopiformes, Megalopidae. Gene Ontology annotation, cellular component: basolateral plasma membrane; plasma membrane. The record is from RefSeq and is a predicted model, not a curated record. The transcript has 4 exons. Gene Ontology annotation, biological process: transmembrane transport.